AGCAUUCAAAGCAUUAUCAAAGCAUCGCAUUAAUGUUGUUUCAGGCGCAUGUUGGUUUCCCCGACCCGUCGACCAGGUCGGGUACUUAUCCCGAGGGCCACGAAAAGGCCUGCGCCAGGACCGAGCUCGACAAGUGCGAGCAACGGCCCUUCCCUCGAGACCCCCUCCCAUCCUCUCCCCGCUCUCCCCCAUCCUCUCGACAAUCCAAAUGCAGCAUCAUGAAGAAAAAAGAAUAAAACAAAAAAGAAGAAAAAAAGGACAACGGACCUAUCGCGGUCCCGCGGAUAUUGAACCCACGACACGCGAGAACAGACACCCGGCUAGCGAGCACCUCCCCUCCAGACGACGGCGAC
Molecule: messenger RNA, 353 nt
Organism: Laetiporus sulphureus 93-53
Lineage: Eukaryota; Fungi; Basidiomycota; Agaricomycetes; Polyporales; Laetiporaceae
Exons: 1
Coding region: 33-236 (67 amino acids)
Source: RefSeq, a predicted model, not a curated record